Molecule: messenger RNA, 5000 nt
Organism: Phyllostomus hastatus (greater spear-nosed bat)
Lineage: Eukaryota; Metazoa; Chordata; Mammalia; Chiroptera; Phyllostomidae
Gene: KCNJ12
Product: potassium inwardly rectifying channel subfamily J member 12
Exons: 3
Coding region: 389-1945 (518 amino acids)
Biological process (GO): regulation of monoatomic ion transmembrane transport; potassium ion import across plasma membrane
Cellular component (GO): plasma membrane
Molecular function (GO): inward rectifier potassium channel activity
Source: RefSeq, a predicted model, not a curated record
GAGCUGGAUUCUGGUAGCGGCAGGGCACGGAGCUGGGUGGGCGCAGAGCCUCAACCUCCCACCGCUUCCUCACUCUCCAUCCCUCUCUUGCCGCCUUCCACUGGCCUCGCUGCGGCCACAGCCUCCCUGGGAACUGUAGUGAGGGUCGAGGGGCUGGUGAGGCUGCAGCCCGCGAGGAGGCGCAGGGCGCGGGAGUGUGGGGAGCGCGCCCGGCCUGCCAGAGAUCAGAUAACAGUCAGCGGGGGAGGGGUGCGUCGCCCGCGCUCACAGCCCACGGAGCAAAGGACUACAGAGCGCUGCCUGGAGCCAGCGCCCGGUGCCCCGGGGCAUUGUCCAGGGGUGUGACCCCAACUCAUGGCUAGACCGAAGCUAUUGGCGGUUGGAACUGAUGCGCCCCUCAGCAUGGAGCGCCCCCGGGUGCUGCCCUAAGCCGGCGAUGCAGCCUGUGCGGCGACGGCGGCGUCCGGGGCCAGGAACGGCAGCUCAGAGCUCGGAAGACGCGGAGUGUGCCGCGCCCCGGGGACUGACUGAGCCUCUUUGGGCUCGGUGGUUUGAACACAAGCUGUCCCAACGUGGCCAGUUCCUGCCGUGCUGCCAAGGAGCCUUCCCACCUGGAGCCGGCCUGGGGGCGAGGAGCAAGGGCUGCCCUAUCCCCGGGAUGACUGCAGCCAGCCGAGCCAACCCCUACAGCAUUGUGUCAUCAGAGGAGGACGGGCUGCACCUGGUCACCAUGUCGGGUGCCAAUGGCUUUGGCAACGGCAAGGUUCACACGCGGCGUAGGGGCAGAAACCGCUUUGUUAAAAAGAAUGGCCAGUGCAACAUUGAGUUUGCCAACAUGGAUGAGAAGUCACAGCGCUACCUGGCUGACAUGUUUACCACCUGUGUGGACAUCCGCUGGCGCUACAUGCUGCUCAUCUUCUCAUUGGCCUUUCUUGCCUCCUGGCUGUUGUUUGGCAUCAUCUUCUGGGUCAUUGCUGUGGCUCAUGGUGACCUGGAGCCAGCUGAAGACCGUGGCCGUACGCCCUGCGUGUUGCAGGUACAUGGCUUCAUGGCAGCCUUCCUCUUCUCCAUUGAAACUCAGACCACCAUUGGCUACGGGCUGCGCUGUGUGACAGAGGAGUGCCCAGUGGCUGUUUUCAUGGUGGUGGCACAGUCCAUCGUGGGCUGCAUCAUUGACUCCUUCAUGAUUGGUGCCAUCAUGGCCAAGAUGGCCAGGCCCAAGAAGAGGGCGCAGACACUGCUGUUCAGCCACAAUGCUGUUGUGGCGCUGCGCGACGGCAAGCUUUGCCUCAUGUGGCGUGUGGGCAACCUGCGUAAGAGCCACAUCGUGGAGGCCCAUGUGAGGGCUCAGCUCAUCAAGCCGAGGGUCACAGAGGAGGGUGAGUACAUCCCGCUGGACCAGAUUGACAUCGAUGUGGGCUUUGACAAGGGCCUUGACCGCAUCUUCCUGGUGUCGCCCAUCACCAUCCUGCAUGAGAUUGACGAGGCCAGCCCACUGUUUGGCAUCAGCCGGCAGGAUCUGGAGACAGACGACUUCGAGAUCGUGGUCAUUCUGGAGGGGAUGGUAGAGGCCACGGCCAUGACUACACAAGCCCGAAGCUCUUACCUGGCCAAUGAGAUCUUAUGGGGUCACCGCUUUGAGCCUGUCCUCUUCGAGGAGAAGAACCAGUACAAGAUUGACUAUGCACAUUUCCACAAGACCUAUGAAGUACCCUCCACUCCCCGCUGUAGCGCCAAGGACCUGGUGGAGAACAAGUUCCUGCUGCCCAGUGCCAAUUCCUUUUGCUAUGAGAAUGAGCUGGCCUUCAUGAGCCGUGAUGAGGAGGACGAAGCUGAUAAAGACCAAGACAGCAGCAGUCCUCAAGCUAGGCACGACUUUGACAGACCCCAGGCUGGUGGCAGUGCCCUUGAGCAGCGGCCCUACAGGAGGGAGUCAGAGAUCUGAACUGCUGUUGGCCAAGGUGCAGCAUCCGCCCAAGCCAGGGAGAGGCCUGCAUUCCCCAAGGGCCCAGAGUUUUGGCUGAAUGGGCCAGACACUCUGGUUGCAGACUCAGUAGUGUUUUAGAUGUUUUAUGUUUCUCCACAAUGGCCUUGGAAGGUUGGCGGGAGAGUGGGUGGCUGGAGCAGGCAGUCCCCAGCCUCAAAUGCCCAAGCAGGCUCGGGGGGAAGGGGUGACCUCCUGGGGGCUGGACCUUCUGCCUGAGGAAGGGGCUGCAGUCUGCCCAGAAAUAGCUCUGCAGCUGGCAACCCAGCCUCUGGGUGAGGCUGGCAGGCUGUAGGACAACCUGCUGGUUUUUAACUUGGGGAGAAGCGAUGGGUUUUGGCUUUCUCAGUCUUAGCUUGGGAAAGACUGUUUACAAAAAAAAUUAACAUGUGAUUAAUUUUGUUUUAAUCCAUGAGGGUACAAAAAAGGGACAAUUAGAAUUCCAUUUGUUUGCCAGGAUGCAAGCAGCUGGUUGGAGGCUCUUGACACUUCCCCAAGGCUGGAUGGACCUCUGUCUCCUCUGUGAAGGCCAGGCCCUGGCGGGUGGUGGGCCUAUGGAAAGCACAGCAACACCAUGGUUUUUUAUGCAUGUGGGUAGAUUAGAUUCCAUUUGUGAUAGAAAAACCAAGACCAUGCUCAUUAUCAUAAUACAAGCUUUCCAGUGUCAUAGAGGAGGAGGAAAGGGGCAAGAAAAAACUAGUUUGAGCUUUUUAAGUUUAACUUUGCCCAUUAGAGGUGCUUCUCAGGGUUGGAUAGGAGACCUGUCUGCCAUGGAGGGUUUCCUCUCCCUCAGUUCACUGUAUUCUCCUGGUUUACUUUUCUCUUUUUCUGGCCAGUGGCCUCCACCCCUUCCAUGGAGAGGGCCGUUGGGAAAUGCAGGGAUGGAUGGCUCCAUGGGACGGAAGCCUGGUUCCUGGACUGAUAGGAACUGGAUCAGCCCCAUUUUGUAAGGGCCCUAGCAUGACUUGUGCCUUAGAGACACCGAGUGGUCUGGCUUCAGUUUUUGUUUUUAUAGGACUCUCCCCACUACCCUGACUCUACUGUGAAGUCCCUGCCAGCCUCUCUGUCUGAAGAGGCUGGGCUGGCCAGUGCUCCCUCUGAACCUGGGGCAGCAUGGGUGAGCCCAGGUGAGUGGCAGCCAGCCUGUACCUGGCCUGAAUGACAGAGGAACAGUCUUAGGGAAGAUGUGAAAUUGUUGGCUGAGGUGACUAGGAGUAGUACACACAUCCAGGAACUCUAGUCAAGAAGAGGUUUGGGGCUGAUGACUCUGCUGGCCCAGAAUCAGGCCCCCUGGAUGAGAACUUGCCCAGUGGGGACUUGUUUCUGUCAAAGAAGACAGCUGGUGGAGCCUGGACCCUGGGAUAGAGCUGGGACCCUUUCCAGGACAGCUAAGAGUGCUAUCCUUCCAAAUGACCAGUCCCAUGAGGAAGUUAGUACUGGUUUGCUUGUCCAGGCUGUUUCAACCAUGCCCUCAGGACAGCUCACAACCUGAGGCACCAGAGACACUGGCCCAAAUUGGGGAAACUGAGGCAGAGUGCAAGGUCAUGCAAAUAAGGAGUAGGUUUCCAGUGACAGGAAGAGGUUAGGGUCUGGGUGGGGUCUCCUGAAUCUUCCCUCCUCCUCUGACCCUUACUACAGCUGGAGACCUGACCUGAGGUCAGGGGCUGUGGAAGGCCUGGGCAUGGACUAUCAGCUCCCCACCAGAGAUACCCUGACAGCCCCUACACUGAGGUAGGCCUGACUCCCAACACCCUGUCCUAGCCUCAGACCUCACCCUGACUUCUGGCCAAGAAGAUUCACCCUGAGGCACUGGAGGCAGCUCUUUCAGGAUCUGCUGGAGGAGCCUCUGUUCUGAGCCCAGUAAGGCUGACUUACUCAGCCUUAGCCCUGGGGUGAGGUUGGAGCUGAUGUUGGAGCACUUACCUACUGAUCCUGUCCCAGAUUGUCAGGCUGAGCCAGGGUGGAACAAGGUGACUCGUUAGUUGGGCAGCAUUAGGGGCUGGUGCUCUGAUCUGCCCAGCAGCCAGAGAUCCUUCCAGGGCCGGGUGGACCAGCCUUCCACUCCAGAGUAUACUCACUCCAGAAAUCACUCACUUCCACUCAUCGGGAGUAUCACUCACUGGAACUUCUAGGCUCUGGUGAUUUCAGGUGGCCUGAUGUACCUUUUCUCAGGUCUGUCCCCUCCCAGGCCAUGCCAGACAGUCUAGUCCCCAGGUCCUUUAGGAGAGAAGCUCCAAGCUGCCUUUAUCUCUCGCCAAAGGCAGAUGCUGUUUUUUCACUUUUCUGCCCUUUCCCCCCUCUUCUGUUUGUAUGUAUGUAUGUAUUUAUUUAUUUAUUGCUUGUGCUAAAGAUCAAAAUAGUCUCCCUUUUUAAUUCACUUGAAACUGGAGGGUGGUUGGGAGGAGGGGCUGUUGUGUGUGCAGAGUGAGGAUCACAUGGCUCCUGGGGAGUGUGUGAGGGGGGAUAUGUGUCCACGUGUGGUGUGUGGAGAAUGGGAAUGCUCAUAUACAUGUGCAUGCAUGUGGUAUGUGGCAUGUGUGCAUGCGUAUGUAUGUCGGGUAUAAUCUGUGAGGAGCAGGUAUGUAUUCCAAAGUGCCCCGGCCCUCACCUUCCCAGGCAGCAGGAUUUCCAAGAAUUUUCUCAAUAGUCUGAACCAGGAGGUCUGAGGUUGGAGUGGGCUAUGGAUGUGGCCUCUGGCACGCUCUGCCCUGGAGCACUGAGCUGCUUAUGCCAGAAAGGGCAGAAGUGUGUGUGUGUGACUGUGAGAGUGUAAGCAUAAGGUGUGUGUGUUCAAGUGAAACAUACAGUUGUUGCUUUGCCUGUAAGUACAUGAACAUGUGGAUUCAUUGUACAUGGGACUGUUGUACAGAUGUGUGACAGUGACAGUCUCUGUGUGAAUCUGGGAUGAUGACACAGAUCUGUGAUAUGUAUGUUUGUCUGCAUACACAUAGGCUGUGCAUAUUUACCUGUAGGUGUGUGUGUGUGUUUUCUUUCUCUUUUUUUUUUUAUUGUUCAA